CAUCUAAUCGUUACUAGAUUCUAAAUUAUCUUAUGAAGAUACACAUUCUCAAAUUAUCUCGUUGAUCCAUGUGGUCUAUACUUCUCCUACUUCGUUACUUGGCUACUUCAGGCUGCUUCAGGCUACUUGUAGCGAGGGUAAAAGGGGGUCUUUUUCAUUUAUAUUGUUAACAAACACUAAAUAUACGAAAUGUCAGAGGUUGAUGAAAUAAGUUACAUCUUAAAUAACACUGCCAACAAACCACGAAAAGUUUCAAAAUAUGGCUUGUACCUUACUGGAAUAACAGGAGGUAUCGCAACAGCUAUCAGCAUAAUAUGUAUUCCAUUCGUGAGCCCUGCAUUUCGUAAAAUAUGCUUGCCUUAUGUGCCAGCUACUAGACAACAAGUUCAAAAUGUAUUGGAAGCCUUAGAGGGAUGUACUGGGUCUUUAAUUGAUCUUGGCAGUGGAGAUGGACGCAUAGUUUUUGCAGCAGCAAAAGCUGGUUUCAAAGCUCAUGGUAUUGAAUUGAAUUCUUGCUUGGUAUGGUAUUCUAGGCUGAAAGCCUUAUUUACAGGACUAUCAUCGCAAACAACAUUUAUAAAAAAGAAUCUAUGGAAACAUAAUUUGAAAAAUUAUGACAAUAUUGUUCUAUUUGGCGUUGAUCAAAUGAUGCAAGAUAUAGAAAAGAAAUUCAUAAUAGAAUUACAAAAGGAUUGUACUAUAGUUGCUUGCAGAUUUCCACUUCCCAGUAUGAGUGCAAUGAAAGUAGUUGGUCAAGGAGUUGAUACUGUUUGGAUUUACAAAGUUUCAAAAAGGACAUGAAAUUAUAUGUUUAUUCUUAGGUAUGAAUACAAGAUAUUUAUUAUUGUUAUAAAUAUCAUAUAAUUAUAAAUAGUACAAAUCAUCGAGAUUCUGUGGUACACAGUCUAGUAAAAUUUUUUGUAACAUAUGAAUAAAUAAAUAUUUUGUGUCUUA
This is a messenger RNA of Hylaeus volcanicus, 954 nucleotides long. RefSeq names its product ATP synthase subunit C lysine N-methyltransferase. The transcript has 5 exons. Gene Ontology annotation, cellular component: mitochondrion. Gene Ontology annotation, molecular function: protein-lysine N-methyltransferase activity. NCBI's taxonomy places the organism in Eukaryota, Metazoa, Arthropoda, Insecta, Hymenoptera, Colletidae. Bases 190 to 801 code for a protein of 203 amino acids. Gene Ontology annotation, biological process: regulation of mitochondrial ATP synthesis coupled proton transport; positive regulation of proton-transporting ATP synthase activity, rotational mechanism; peptidyl-lysine trimethylation. The record is from RefSeq and is a predicted model, not a curated record.